AUGACGACAGAGGCAUGCCAUCUGUUACCUCUAUCAGAUGCUGCAGAUAUUCCUUUAUGUAACGUUACGACACACAGGCACAAACGUUCGCGUUCUCGUCUCAUCAGUGUAGGUGUUGGAAUCAUAAGUAUGGGUCUAUCUAUGGCAAAUAGCAUACAACUGCUAAAUCUUCAAGAACAGGUUGAAAUGAUUGAAAACACUCUAUCAGAAUUCUCGCAAACGAUUCAAAUACAUGAAGCAAAACUAGCAAAAAUUCAACCAAACCAGAUCAAAAUUGCAGAGCAACUUCAAGUAACACAACAUGCCAUUAACGAUAUCAUAGCUGUUCUAGAUUCGCAUUCACAGGCUCUGAAUACGCUUAAAACUGGCAUUGAACGAUUACACAUCAAUUUCCAACGCUCCUUCAUCUACUUAGCAAUAACCCAGACCUUUCGUAAUCAACUCACUUUGAAUUUUUUAUCACCAGAUGAUCUGCAGAAAGUAGUAUACCACAUUAUUGAUCAAUGA
Molecule: messenger RNA, 507 nt
Organism: Rotaria socialis
Lineage: Eukaryota; Metazoa; Rotifera; Eurotatoria; Philodinida; Philodinidae
Source: the annotation of a GenBank genome assembly